Molecule: messenger RNA, 465 nt
Organism: Prunus avium (sweet cherry)
Lineage: Eukaryota; Viridiplantae; Streptophyta; Magnoliopsida; Rosales; Rosaceae
Source: RefSeq, a predicted model, not a curated record
AUGCCAAACUUGGCAAAACUGGAAUUUGCUGCCUUGGACAUUUCUAGGAACAACUAUCUAUCAUGGGUCCUGAAUGCCAAGAUCCAUUUGCGUGCCAAUGGCCUUGGAAAAACAAUUGUAGAUGGAAGUGAUGCAUCACCUGAAGAAAACGCAAAGGCUAUGAUUUUUCUUCGCCGUCACAUUCAUGAAGCGCUGAAAAGCGAAUAUGUGGUGGUCGAUAAACCAUUGGUUCUAUGGAAAGCCUUAUUCGAAAGAUACAAUCACCAGAAAACGGUGACCCUCCCAAGAGCCAGAUAUGAGCGGACACACUUGAGAUUCCAAGAUUUCAAGAUAGUGUAUGAGUACAACUUAGCAAUACACAGAAUCACCUCCUUGAUGAAAUUAUGUGGUGAAAAUAUCUCUGAGGAGGAUAUGCUCGAAAAAACUUUGAGUACCUUUCAUGCCUCAAAUGUGCUUCUGCAGUAA